Messenger RNA from Alternaria atra, 1839 nucleotides. RefSeq lists its product as uncharacterized. The record is from RefSeq and is a predicted model, not a curated record. The coding region runs from base 1 to 1839 and encodes 612 amino acids. Gene Ontology annotation, cellular component: nucleolus. Gene Ontology annotation, molecular function: GTP binding. The transcript has 4 exons. NCBI's taxonomy places the organism in Eukaryota, Fungi, Ascomycota, Dothideomycetes, Pleosporales, Pleosporaceae.
AUGGGUGUUCAAAAGAAAGAAAAGGUCCGCAAGGAGCGCGAGGGCAAGACGGGCGAUGGCAUGGGCAAUGUCAAAGUCAAGGGCACUAACUUCUACCGCGAUGCGAAGAAGGUCAAGGUCCUCAAGCGCCUCACAGACGGCAAAGCUCAGCGCAAUGCCAAGGGAGAUGUUACCAAGGCCGCUGUCUACCAAAACCGCGAUGCGCCUGUCGCCCGUGUCGAGCCCAACAGGAAAUGGUUCAACAACACGCGAGUAAUAUCGCAAGAUGCUCUGGACAGCUUCCGUUCGGCCGUACAGGCACAAGCCUCCGACCCUACUACCUUCCUGAUGAAGCGCAACAAGCUUCCCAUGAGCUUGAUCGAGACACCAGGGCAAAUCCCAGGCCUGAAGCAACACGCUGCUAAGAUUGCCGUCGGCAGUCAGCCUUUCUCGGAGACCUUUGGCCCCAAGGCUCAGCGCAAACGACCAAAGCUAGACUUCAGCUCUAUUGAGGAUCUCGCUGGCCGCACAGGAAGCAUGCACGAGACAUAUGUGGAGCGCCUUGAGCAGGCCAAGCUGUUGUCAGGCACAUCUGGCGAGGCUGAGACCAACGACAACGAGUCCUUUGCCGACAAUCCCAACGGCGAACUCACAUCUGCGCGAGAGUUCAUUUUCAUGAAGGGUACCUCGAAGCGUAUUUGGAACGAAUUGUACAAGGUCAUUGACUCGUCCGAUGUCAUUCUUCACGUUCUAGACGCCCGUGAUCCCGAUGGAACUCGUUGCCGCUCUGUCGAGAAGUACAUCCGUACCGAGGCACCUCAUAAGCAUCUGGUUUUUGUGCUUAACAAGGUCGAUCUUGUUCCGUCCAAGGUUGCUGCUGCAUGGGUACGCCACCUUAGCAAAGAGUUCCCAACGCUUGCUUUCCACGCCUCCAUCAACAACAGCUUCGGUAAAGGUUCCUUGAUCGCCCUUCUUCGACAGUUUAGCUCUCUCCACAGCGACCGUAAACAGGUCUCCGUGGGUAUGGUUGGCUACCCAAACACCGGUAAAUCGUCCAUCAUCAACACCCUGCGGAAGAAAAAGGUGUGCGUUGUUGCACCUAUCGCUGGUGAGACCAAGGUCUGGCAAUACAUCACCCUGAUGAAGCGUAUUUACAUGAUCGACUGUCCUGGUAUUGUCCCACCAAAUCAGAACGAUACCGAUCAGGAUCUCCUGCUCCGUGGUAGUGUUCGUGUGGAGAAUGUCGAGUACCCAGCACAGUACAUCGAAGAGGUGUUGAAACGGGUACAACCGCGUCAUCUCCAGCGAACGUACGACAUCAAGGAGAAGGACUACAACAACGAUGCCGUCGCGUUCUUGGAACUGAUAUGCCGGAAGAGUGGUCGUCUACUCAAGGGCGGUGAAGCUGACAUCGAUGGUGCUGCCAAGAUGGUCUUGAACGACUGGAUAAGAGGAAAGCUUCCAUGGUUCACUCCACCGCCGUACAAGGAGGGUGAUGACGUGAGCGGACCCAUCAACCCCAAGCGCGAAGGCAAAAUGGGUGAGAUGAGUAAGAAGAGGAAACGAGGCGGUGAGAGCGAAGCUAAUGGCAGCGUUGCUGCAAAGACGGACGCUACUGGUGCUACCCAAGACGAGACCGAUGACGAUGACGAGGACGAGGACUUCAGUGGCUUCAGUGAUGAAAACGGCCUGGAGAUGGACGGUGACGAGGAGGUGUCUGACGACGACGAAGAAGGCGGCACACUUCUCGAUGCAGCCGACGAUGAUGAGGAGAGUGAAGACGAUGCACAAGUUGAGGAAGAGCUUGCGGCGAUAACGCAAGCGCUUUCCAAAGCGAAGAAACGGCAAAAGACCACAUGA